UUUACUCUUUCAGAAGCAAAACAGAGAGGAGAGAGAGAGGCUUAGAGAGAGACAGAAAAUAGAGAAAUGGAUAUGGAUGGAAGAGCGGAUCCAAUUCAGAAACCGAAAAUAAAAAUCUCAAAUCCACAUUAGAAUUUCGCCAUCUCAAAUCUACAUCACCAAUCUCACUUUACGUGAACCGUAAAAGCAGUUAGAUCGAAAUUUGAAGAAAAAUCAAGGCGUUAGUCGUUGUGGUUGUGGUUGUGGUUGUGGUUGUGAUUUGUGCAAAAUCCAUCGCGAAUUCAGAAUCUCAAAUGGUGAUGGAAGAUAACGAGAGUUGUGGAAGUAGGGUGGUGGAAUCUUCAGCUGCCAAGAGCCGACAGCAGCGGAAGAAAGUGGAGGUUUACAAUGAGGUUUUGCGGCGGCUGAAGGAAUCCGAUCAUCCGGAGGCACAGGAGCCGACUUUCGAUGAUCAGCUUUGGGCGCAUUUCAAUCGCCUACCGGCCAGGUAUGCAAUGGAUGUGAAUGUUGAGAGGGCAGAAGAUGUUCUCACGCACAAGCGUUUACUGCAUCUAGCUCGCGAUCCUGCUAAUAGACCAGUUUUCGAAGUUCGGCUUGUACAGGUUGUGCCUCUCUUUGAUGGGAAUUCUGGGGAUUCAGUACAUUCACAUUCACCAAGAAGGGGAAGCAUCCACCCCCCACCUGCCUUUGGUUCUUCUCCUAAUCUUGAAGCUCUUGCACUUGAAGUAAACAAAUCUGAAGUUCAAGAUGGAGAUAGUGUCACAGAGGCUGGUACCAAGAUUCCCAGGGCCAUGCAUGAGAUUACCUUUUCAGCAGAUGACAAGCCAAAGCUUCUCAGUCAGUUGACUUCUUUAUUAGCUGAAAUUGGACUAAACAUCCAAGAAGCACAUGCCUUUUCCACAGUGGAUGGCUAUUCGCUAGAUGUCUUUGUUGUUGACGGGUGGCCCUUUGAGGAGGUUGAGCAACUCCGGACUGCUAUAGAAAAAGAAGUUUUCAAGAUUGAGAAAAAUUCAUGGCCAAAUGCGCAAAAUCUGCCUUCUCUCAGUGAAAUUGAUCCACUAUCCAUCAAAAGAGAAGCUGAUCAUCUGACAAUUCCUAGUGAUGGUACUGAUGUCUGGGAAAUCAAUCCUCAGCUCUUGAAGUUUGAGUCCAAGAUAGCAUCAGGAUCCUAUGGUGAUCUAUAUAAAGGUACUUACUGCAGUCAGGAAGUAGCAAUCAAAAUUCUCAAGACAGAGCGAUUGAAUACUGAACUACAAAAGGAGUUUGCCCAGGAAGUAUAUAUAAUGAGAAAAGUACGACACAAGAAUGUUGUGCAAUUCAUAGGAGCAUGCACGAGACCUCCUAACCUGUGCAUAGUGACAGAAUACAUGUCUGGAGGGAGUGUUUAUGAUUAUUUACACAAGCAAAAGGGUACUUUCAAGCUCCCAGCUUUACUCAAAGUAGCUAUUGAUGUAUCAAAGGGCAUGAACUAUUUGCAUCAGAACAAUAUCAUUCACAGGGACUUGAAGGCCGCAAAUCUUUUGAUGGAUGAAAAUGAAGUUGUUAAAGUGGCUGAUUUUGGGGUAGCCAGAGUGAAAUCACAGUCAGGUGUUAUGACAGCUGAAACGGGGACAUAUAGGUGGAUGGCUCCUGAGGUGAUUGAACAUAAGCCGUAUGAUCAUAAGGCAGAUGUCUUCAGCUUUGGGGUGGUUUUGUGGGAACUGCUGACCGGAAAGAUCCCCUAUGAGUACUUGACUCCUUUACAAGCAGCCGUUGGAGUGGUCCAAAAGGGUCUAAGACCAACUAUUCCAAAAAACACUCACCCAAAGCUUGCCGAGCUACUUGAGAAAUGCUGGCAGCAAGAUCCAGCAGCAAGACCUGACUUCUCUGAAGUAAUGGAGAUCUCGCAGAAAAUUGCCAAGGAGGUCGGAGACGAUGGGGACGACAAACGGAAGGAGAGAUCAGGAGGAUUCUUUUCGGCCUUGAGACGUGCACAUCACUAAAUAACAGUUAAUUCAAUAAAAGAAUGAAGAUUUUUUUUUAAUUUAGGGAUAUUAAAACUCACGUCCAAUUUUAGGGUUAAUUGCAUCCCUUAGUCCAUUUAUUCUAUUUGGCAUUGUACAGUAUCCCUUUGUUUUGAGGUUGUACUGCAUUUCAUCUUACAACUUUUGCAAUCUUAUUAGUAGUUUUUAUUGUGAGGUUUUUCAUGAAAAUCAAAUGUAAACACUGUGACACAUCAUACAAGAUUAAGUUUGACUCUACUCUAUAUUAAAUUUUUGGGGUUGAAAGUUCA
Molecule: messenger RNA, 2272 nt
Organism: Salvia hispanica
Lineage: Eukaryota; Viridiplantae; Streptophyta; Magnoliopsida; Lamiales; Lamiaceae
Source: RefSeq, a predicted model, not a curated record